AUGGCGGAGACCGUGACCGAACAACUGCAGCAGAUCGCUCGAGACGGUCGUACCGUGAUUGCAACGAUCCAUCAACCUUCAUCAGAUCUUUUUGCACUAUUCGAUCAGCUAUACUUGCUCUCAGACGGUGCUGCUGUCUACCAUGGAAAAGCCUCUGAAUCUGUGGACUAUUUCGCCUCAAUGGGGUAUCCAUGUCCCUCUCUAAUGAACCCGACGGACUAUUUCAUGCGGCAACUUGUAGUUAUGGAUAAAGCGACCGACGAAGCUGGUGUCGCUCGAGUGGAAGGUCUUAAAGUCGAGUGGCUGAAACACCAGACACUUCCUCAAAUCGACCACGAAGAUUUCCAUGCAAGAGAGAGUGACGGCCAUUUCGAAGACUCUCGUUUGGAAUGGAUAGGCCAGAUCGCAGUUCUUGUGCAACGCAAUGUCAUCCGCUUUGUCCGCGAUCGAUUUGCCUUCCACGCUGCCAUUUUCCAGACGCUUUUCGUUUCUCUGGUUGUUGGACUUAUCUUCCUGCAACUCGAUCUGGAUCAGGAUGGUAUUCAGAACUUUACGGGUGGCUUCUUCUUCCUGGUCGUUAACCAGACUUUCGCUUCGGCUAACCCUGUCUUCAUUUCCGUUCCUAUGGAGCUGCCAAUCAUCAUCCGAGAGUACAAAGCUGGCCUGUAUCACCUCUUCUCUUGGUAUUUCUCCAAGAAUGUGAGCGAAUUCCCCAUGCAAAUUCUACUUCCGAUCCUCUUCUUCGUCCCAGUAUAUUUCCUCAUGGGCAUCGGUCACGGCUUCGACGUGUUCAUCUACAUGCAGAUCAUAAUGAUUCUCGUCAACAGUUGCGCAGUUGGGCUUGGCUACAUGGUCUCGUGUCUAAGUCGUCGAGUGGAUAUCGCUCCGAUCAUCGGGGUGGUGAUUAUCCUGCCGUUUUUGCUAUUCGGAGGACUGUUAAUCAACUCGGACGACUGCCCUGACUACUUCGUAUGGGUGCAAUACAUAUCACCGAUUAAAUAUGGCUUCGAGGCACUUAUGAAGAUCUUUUGGCGCCAAGUGUCGUCUAUCUCCUGCGAAGCUGACGUUGAGAACUGCACCGCGUUGACUGGGGAUGAAGUGCUCAAGAACUACAGCAUGGAGGGGCGCUCGGCGGUGGUUGACGGUGCUAUCCUCAUUGCUAUCAACUUGGGGUUCCGAGCUGUAGGAUUCCUCGGACUGUGGCUCAAUUUACACAGUCAGAAGUAA
This is a messenger RNA of Phytophthora nicotianae INRA-310, 1227 nucleotides long. RefSeq lists its product as hypothetical. Gene Ontology annotation, cellular component: membrane. The record is from RefSeq and is a predicted model, not a curated record. The transcript has a single exon. The coding region runs from base 1 to 1227 and encodes 408 amino acids. Lineage: Eukaryota; Oomycota; Peronosporomycetes; Peronosporales; Peronosporaceae. Gene Ontology annotation, molecular function: ABC-type transporter activity.